GAGAAUGAAACGCUGCUGUAGAUAAUAAUGAUCGCUUCAAUUGAAAGCACACUGGAUGCUAUAAUUCACAAACGGACGAUAGGAACCAAAUAGACACAGAUUUUGUUAAAUAGUAAAGGAACAUUUAUUGGAAAAGUAGACUGCUGGCGAGCCGUUACGUGCCACCCAACAAAGGCAUGCUGUAGCCCCAGAGACAGUUGUCACAAUGAAGAGCCCCACUUCCUUUUGGGCCUUCUCACUGGGAUUCUUGGUGGGGGCCCUCAGCUUCUAUUUGUUCCUGCACCAGCUGUGGUUGGAAAAGAGCUACCCGGUGCUGUCUGAGGGACAAGAUAAAGACAUGGUGGUACAUCUGACACCCACCAGCUGGAGGAGGAAAGAAGGCACGCUCAUAAACCGGACCCCGAUUUACCAUGAAGAUGAAGACAGUUGGGUGGCAGACCAAUUGUACCAGAAGGUCAGAGUUCUCUGCUGGGUUAUGACGGAGACACAUAACCUGCGAACCCGGGCCCACCACGUCAGGGCCACCUGGGCUCGGCACUGCAAUGCAGUGGUUUUCAUGAGCUCUGUAAAAGACCCUGAUUUGCCCGCUGUUGGCCUGGACACAAAUGAGGGCCGCGACCAGCUCUACUGGAAGACCAUCCGCGCCUUCCAUUAUAUCUAUGAGCACCAUGUAGACCAAGCAGACUGGUUCUUGAAAGCGGAUGAUGACACCUUCGUGGUGGUGGACAACCUGCGAUGGAUUCUGUCCAACCACACCCCUGAAGAGCCCAUCUAUUUUGGCAAACGAUUUAAGCCCUUUUCCAAACAGGGUUACAUGAGUGGAGGCGCAGGGUACGUGCUUAGUAAAGAGGCCCUCAGAAGAUUCGUGGAGGGCUUCAGGACUAAGGUUUGCACGCACACUAGCCCUGUAGAAGACGUCGCUCUUGGCCAGUGUUUGGAGAAGAUGGGCGUUCUUGCUGGCGACUCCAGAGAUACUUUCCACCGAGAAACCUUCCACCCGUUUGUGCCUGAGCAUCAUCUCACUGGAAAGUUCUCCAAAACCUUUUGGUAUUGGAACUAUUGCUACUACCCGAUUAUUGAGGGUCCACAAUGCUGCUCCGACCUGGCCGUGUCAUUUCAUUAUGUGCCAGCAGAGCUGAUGUACACCCUUGAGUACUACACCUACCACUUGAGAGCAUAUGGCUACAAGCCACGCUAUCGACCCUCCAUACGCUCACUCUCUCGCACAACAGUGACCGCUGUAGCUCAAUCACUCCGAGGAGGGAUAAAUGGAACACACGUGAACGGGAGCUUUCCUUUGAAUGCCAACCAAACCGCUGCAGAAACGGGGGUAAAGGAACCAAAGUCACUUCUAACAGGAAACAGGACCGCAGCUACACUGCACGGCUUAUGAAUGCUUUUAUUUGGUAUUUGAGCAAAUGCUACUCCGCCUCAUUGAGACAAGUCUGUGGAAACUGGGCUGCAUUUUAAGAUAAUUUUUUUUGACACAAUCUUGUCUCGUAGCUCACCUAGAAAUUGUACACUAGGUUAAAUGUUUAGAGUAGAGGUGUCAAACGUACCAGGUUUUAUCCGGCCCGCGGGAUGAGUUUGCUAAGUAUAAAAAUGAGCCGAAAUGUUUUAAUGAAAGAAACUGCUGUUCUAGAUGUGUCCACUGGAUGUCGCAAUAGCAAUUCUUUGUAUCUUUGUAGAUUAUGCUACAUAUGUAAAAAAAAAACAAAAAAAACACAUGAUGUUAGUCGAGGAAAAUGAGCAAACUACAUAAAUAACAUCCUGUAAUUUGAUUUUGAUUUUCUUUUUUUAUCUUGAGAUUGAUAAUGAGUUGACUGAUGAACAUGAUCACAUCAUUUAUUCAGAAAGUAUAAAUAACGACAAAUAAAAAUAGAGCGCUAUUAACCGCAA
Molecule: messenger RNA, 1899 nt
Organism: Entelurus aequoreus (snake pipefish)
Lineage: Eukaryota; Metazoa; Chordata; Actinopteri; Syngnathiformes; Syngnathidae
Gene: c1galt1la
Product: core 1 synthase, glycoprotein-N-acetylgalactosamine 3-beta-galactosyltransferase 1, like a
Exons: 4
Coding region: 206-1393 (395 amino acids)
Cellular component (GO): membrane
Molecular function (GO): N-acetylgalactosaminide beta-1,3-galactosyltransferase activity
Source: RefSeq, a predicted model, not a curated record